UUGGAAUUUGGUUGUUUCCAAUGUAAACUUUCUUUUCUAUUUUAAGUUUCCUGUAUAUUCGGUGUUAUUGAUAACAGUAAUGUUUACAGACGAAAUUCUUGAGGGGGUGAACUUUACAUCCACGUGGAAAAAAGAAAGGUACAUCAAUGACAGUGGCACGCAGACAGGAGCGUUGAUGGUGUCAGACGAGGCCGUGCAGUCAUACACAUAUGUUGACGAGGCUGUACAAACAGAUGAGGAGCCACGAAAAAAGUUACGCUUGGCGGACGAUGUAUCUGGUCGACUGUUGGAGUUCCUGAGAAAAACGGAACCCCUCUUGUCCAGGCAACUAGUCAGCAACUUGCACAGUCGAGCUUUCGAUGACUACACGGUGGGAGAGGAUGAUGAAAACACAGGUGUAACCAGUCUACACACCCUCACCAAUGCAGCUCUCAAUGAGGAACUACAGGUCACCAGUCUAUCCUGGAACUCCACUGGAUCUGUUAUAGCCGCUUCCUACGGUAAACAGGAGCACGAGGACUGGUGCACACACCGUACAGUGUUGUGCACGUGGAACCUGGACCGGUCAAGCAUGGUGCACGACAAACCGGACACCAGCAUCGAGCUGGACAGCUGCCUCAUGUACAUAGCUUUCCAUCCUAAGAAUCCUGCCAUCAUAGCUGGGGGAAACUUCAAUGGUGAGGUGAUGUUGUGGGAUCUAUCCCGUGAGGAUGACAUGCUGAUAGCAACAUCAGGGCUCGGGGAAGAUGCCCACCAGGAGCCCGUCACCAAGGUGUACUGGAUCACAGACGCCAAGGGCAAGAAAAUCUAUUUGGUGAGUGCAAGUGGAGAUGGCAAAAUUAUUCAGUGGAAAAUUGACAGAAAGGCACAGAGACUAAUGCCUAAAGAAGGGUUUAUGUUGAUGACGGGUAGUCUGCCUCGGAGUAUGAAGGUGCGGGGCGUGCGCGGGGACCGGGAGGUAGGAGUCACGUGUCUCUCCUUCCAUGCCGAAGACAAGGAUACAUUCAUUGUUGGCUCGGAAGCCGGUGUCAUCUUCAAGUGCUCCAUGCACUCACAGGGCCCUCCUGCGGGCAGUCAUGUGGCCUCGUCCAUCCCACUGAGGUCCCCAGUAACAUUCACAUACAGCCCCCACCAUGGUCCAGUGUUCUCUGUUGAGUGCUCCCCCUUUCACCGUAACGCCUUUCUCUCAUCAAGCAUGGACCAGUGUAUACGCCUCUACAGUCUCCUGCAGGCCCAGCCAGUGUUGACCAUAGAGCCUGGUGAGGGAUAUGUCCACAGCGCAGCCUGGUCCCCAGUGAAGGCCACUGUCCUGGCCGCCACUACACAGUCUGGCAUGCUCCUUAUAUACGACCUCAAGCGAGGCAAGACUGUCCCCAUACACAGCAUCCCCGUCAACACAAAGAAAGAGCCGGUAUACUCCUGCCAGUUCAAUCCCCAACAGCCCCAGUUGUUGGCGACAGGUGAUGCGCGGGGCUGUAUCCAGGUGUUCAGCCUCAGCUCUAGUCUCAGAACGGCCUCGGGCAAGGAUGCUGACUUUCUCGGAGAUCUUGUGAAUGUCACCGCAGAGUAGCGGUGCUGUACCCGUGCUUGCCCCAUUGAAACACUCUAACAUCACCGCAGAGUUAACUUGGAGCUUAUCAACUCCGUAAAUAACAUCACCGCAGAGUUAACUUGGAGCUUAUCAACUCCGUAAACAUUUCGAAGUGCAUGUAUUGUCAGAAAGGACGACAACUUGGACUGGCAUCACUACAUGACAUGUUUACCUAUAGUUAGUGAUCUCUGAAUCUCACUGUGAAUUUAUUCUAAACUUCUCUGUUCCAAAAUAUUUUAACGCUUUUUGAAUAUUGCGGUAGCCUUGGUGUCUUUAUCAUCGUCGUCAUUAUUAAAAAACUUGAAUUUCGGCCAUAACUCAAAUUCCGUUCAAGAUAUUGAAUUGAAACUUUGUUCGUUUACAAAUGUUACCAAUUACAUUAACACAUAUACAGUAAGUCUCACAACCCUGGUGUUAACAAUUGUUAAGUUAUGCCCCACUUAUGUAUGGAAGAACAGACGACCAGCAGUGCUCGUGUUGUCAAUGAGAGUUCUGCAGGGAUGACAACUUUUUAGAAACAAUGACAUUCGUUAAUGUCACACAUGUGGUAAUCUCUGUGUUGCAUUUAGUAUGCAAUAGGCAUGGUAAAUUAAAGGUGCAUCAUACAGGUUGGUACAAAAACAACCAUAUUAAAUGCAUUAUCAUGUUUCACUAGUUUGACUUUAAGGAUCAAAAUAAAAAAGGCAUAUGAUUUAGGUACAAAUAAAAAAAGCGAUAUUUUGGCACUUUUUAACUGAAGAAUUUGUGGCUAAGUAGCUGUUAAAUUUUUUUUAUAAAGGUCAAUAUUUUUAAUUUGUACCUAAAUCAUAUGCUUUUUGGUUUUGAUAAUUUCAGUCAAGUGAGAUAAUCAUGAAAAAAUAUUAUUUAAAAAAAAAACUAUAAUGUAGACAUUUUUUUUAUAAAAACCAAUACCUGCAGUAACUGAAUUUAGACACUACAAUGCCUUAGUUGAUACUAAGCUAAUGUACAUUGCAAAAGUUGCUUCACAUUUCUGUUACAACAUUUAAGCUCGCUGUCUGUGAUAUGUUUUGUAUUUAUGAUAAUUAUUUAAUAAACAUAUUUAAAAAUAAACUACUUGAAGCUGAUCUUGAAGUUUGUAACGUGGGGUAACUAUUAAACAUGCACUUGUCCCUAUCGCUUGUAUUUCAACGCAUAUAAAUACAUGAGCGCAUCCUCUUAGUGUAUGAGGCGGAUCCGUAUAUAACGCAGCGCUCAGUAGCCAACCGGACCAAAAAA
Molecule: messenger RNA, 2827 nt
Organism: Mya arenaria
Lineage: Eukaryota; Metazoa; Mollusca; Bivalvia; Myida; Myidae
Product: cytoplasmic dynein 2 intermediate chain 2-like
Exons: 11
Coding region: 80-1570 (496 amino acids)
Biological process (GO): intraciliary transport
Cellular component (GO): ciliary plasm; cytoplasmic dynein complex
Molecular function (GO): dynein heavy chain binding; dynein light chain binding
Source: RefSeq, a predicted model, not a curated record